UCAACCAUCACCCUUGGUCUAGGUAGGAAAUAUAUGAAGCUUACGUUUCUUGGACGGGCAGCAACAUCAAAGAAGACGAGGAAAGUGCAAAAGCCAUACCGCACCCAAUCCCAGCAAUGGCAGCAGAAGAACCCCAGCAACAUCCGAUCACUGAGGAGAAGAAGAUGAACGUCUCCCUAAGCAUCUGGCCUCCAACGCAGCGCACCCGUGACGCCGUGACCAACCGUCUGAUCGAGACCCUCUCAUCACCGUCCGUCCUCUCCAAGCGCUACGGCUCGAUGCCUCCCGAAGAAGCAUCAUCGGCCGCACGCGUCAUCGAAGAAGAGGCUUUCUCUGCCGCGGCGUCUCUCUCGAACAAUGCUGCCGCCGAGGACGACGGGAUCGAGAUCCUUCAGAUCUAUUCCAAGGAGAUCAGCAAGCGGAUGCUGGAAGCCGUUAAGGCCCGGGCGCCGUCUGCUUCCCCUGCGGAGAAUUUGCAGACGCAGCCUCCCGCAGUUGCGUCCAGUGAGGAGAUCUCGUCCGUUGGGUCGGAAUCAUCACAGACCUGAUAUUGGCUGUUGGUAUGUUAGUGUUUCUGUCGAAUUGUUCGGAUCUUGAAAUCAGCUUCUCUCUGUCUGUCUUUCUUGAAGUUUUAUGAAUUUGGUGCACAAUCUAUGAGAUUCAUGCUGAGUGAAUAGAUUAGGUUUUUUAUUUGUUACUA
Messenger RNA from Magnolia sinica, 700 nucleotides. Its product is annotated as MFP1 attachment factor 1-like. Gene Ontology annotation, biological process: lateral root development; mitotic cell cycle. The record is from RefSeq and is a predicted model, not a curated record. The transcript has a single exon. Bases 117 to 548 code for a protein of 143 amino acids. NCBI's taxonomy places the organism in Eukaryota, Viridiplantae, Streptophyta, Magnoliopsida, Magnoliales, Magnoliaceae.